AAGAAGAAAGUUGAAAGAAAGGGGAGCCAAAAAAAAAAAGGAAAGAAAGAAGGAAAGAAAGCUGAGAGAAACGACGUGUCGCGCUAUCCCCCUCUCUUUCUCUUUCUCUCUCCCUCUUUCACUGUCUGUUUCUCUCUCUUUCUCGCGUAAGACUUCCGCCAAACAUAUGUCAAGUGCACUAAGUGUGGUGCAUAAUUGCUGAGGCUACAAAAAAAAAAAAAAAAGGAAAAAACGGCGGCACCUUCUAACCUUCCACGCAGCAGUGGCAGGCGGCAGAAGCAAUAGUGCACCUCCACCACGGCGGCGGUCACGGUGACAACAGCAACAACAACAACAACAACAGCUAGAAGGACGAAAAGAAACUACAACGGCUCGGCGUGGCAAGGCGUGGACAGAAACAGAAACCGAAACAGAGACAGGAAUCGAAAUCGCAAUAGGAACAGAAACAGGAACAAGGACGUGGACAACAGCAACGACAGCAACACCAGCAGCAGCAGCAGCAGCAGUAGCAGCUGGCCAAAUUUGCUAACGUUAAUGAAGAGGAGGAGGAGGCUGUGAGAUAGUGAUUACUUGGUCCUUUAUCCUUUUGUUGCUACUGUUGUUGUUGCUGUUGUUGGGGGAGGCGGCUGCAGCGGCGACGACAGUUACAACAACAAUGAUAAGUCAAACCGAUUUACAAACAUAACACAUUGCGGUUGGCGGUUGAGAAGAACACGGCAUGGUGAAAAUGGAAUCCACUGAAGAACAGGAUAGAAAGUUGGUCUUGGAGUUUUGCCAUUUGCUAGAGAAGUCCAAACAGCUGUUCAAUGGACUAAGAGAUCUACCGCAAUAUGGUCACCGGCAGUGGCAGGCCUAUUUUGGACGCACCUUCGAUGUCUAUACAAAAUUAUGGAAAUUCCAGCAACAACAUCGUCUGGUGCUUGAUUCAAAAUAUGGAUUGAAACGCUGGCAAAUUGGCGAAAUUGCAAGCAAAAUUGGACAGCUUUAUUAUCACUAUUAUUUAAGAACCAGCGAAACGAACUACCUGAAUGAGGCGUAUCAAUUUUAUGCGGCAAUACGUGGUAGAGCUUAUUACUCUCGUGCCGCCAAAGAGGAUAGACCCGAUUUGAUGGUUAAAAAAUUGCGUUAUUAUGCCCGUUUUAUAGUUGUCUGUCUGCUGCUCAAGAAAAUGAAGCUAGUGCGAGAGCUGGUCACCGAAUUGGAGAAGCAAAUUCAAGAGUAUACCAACACUUACGAGCCGGAAGAUCAUAUGGAAUGGUCUUUGGUUUUAGAGGAAAUUAAAGGAUUCAUUAAAGCCGAAGCGGCUGUGGCUGUUUUACAUGCUGAUUCUAAUCCCAUUAUAUUAUCACACAGUGGUUCCGGUUCUAGGUUAUCCCCACUCACAACACCGCCGUGCGAGCGUUCACCGCACAUGACGCUGAGUCUGCAAGAGAUUCUAAUUGUGGGCUCGGCAUGUGAGCAGGCGAAAUUUUCGGAGCUCACAAUGGAUAUGUUUCGUAUGCUGCAAACACUGGAACGCGAGCCAACGGAAUCGGCAACAAAUCCUUUAAGUAUGUCACAUGGUAUGCAUGGACAUGAUGCUAGUCCGGCAGCAAGUCGUAUUCCACCGUAUGGUGUGCCCGGUUCGAAGGGUUAUUUGGAGAAUGGACGACAUUAUCGUGACAAUCCGCAUAAAUAUUUACUAUACAAGCCAUCGAUAAGCCAACUGUUGGUGUUUUUGGCCAGCGGUUUUAAGGAACUGCCAUUGGGUGGAGCUCUGCUAUUGUAUAUGUCGGCGGAUGGUUGUUUCUCCACCACCAAACAUCCAGAGGAUUAUGGUUAUGAACUUGGUGGCCUGGCCACUAGUGUUAAGCGUGAUAGUGUAGAUGGCGGCGGUUUGUCAUGUCGGGGCAAAUCGUAUAAAGAAAAUCAUUGCCUUUAUCCUGGUGAUCUGUAUCCGUUCACAAGACGUCCCAUGUUCAUUAUCAUCGAUUCGGACAACUCGUUUGUCUUUCAGCAUAUCCCACGUUACUUUGGACAACCUUUGGUAAUACUCAUGUCACCGCAAGAUGUGCCGCCCGCUUUUCAAGCCGAUGUUCAGCAUCAUGGUUCGUUAUUUACUUUGUUCCUGCACUCCCCGCUCACGGCUCUCUGUUAUAUAUGCAAUGUCGGUGAUGUACCCAUACAUCAUUGGGAACGUUGUCAAACCUAUGUCGAUCGUUUCAUAACAGAAGCAUCGCGUCUGGUAACACGUUGCCGCAUCGAUGAAAUCGAACAGGGCAUUGGUUUUAUAGACUCCUCUUAUGUUCAGUUCUUUGGCGAUGAUUUUCUACGUACGCUCAUUUUACGUUUUGUCUUCUGUGAUGUGGUAUUACGUUUACAUCGAGGUUUCCGUGGACGACAUAUGAGGCCACGAUGUGAACCACAAUUGCCAGCAAAUGAGCUGCUGGAGCAUCCAUCGCUAUCACACAUUAUCUUUCAAUUGGCAUCGGCACUCGAUGUGCGUGGCCAUUUCUCUGAGGGGCCAGAGUGCGACUGAUGAUUUUUAUUUCAACUACUACUGGCCAUAAUUGGAGUUGUUCUUGUUCUAGUCAUAAUCAUUCUGUUCGGCUAUACGAUGAGGCAGCAGUUAAGUGAUCAGAUCAUUUCGAUAUACUACUACUUUCCGUUCAGGCAGUGUUCAUUUUCGGUGUAUAAAAUGGUUUUUGAAGCAUGGAGUUGAUUCGAUAUAUAUAAAUUUAUAAAUAUAUAUAUUUGUAUUUUU
Drosophila willistoni is the source of this 2743-nucleotide messenger RNA. RefSeq names its product protein SCAI. Gene Ontology annotation, molecular function: transcription corepressor activity. Gene Ontology annotation, cellular component: nucleus. Gene Ontology annotation, biological process: DNA-templated transcription. The transcript has 9 exons. Lineage: Eukaryota; Metazoa; Arthropoda; Insecta; Diptera; Drosophilidae. The coding region runs from base 719 to 2518 and encodes 599 amino acids. The record is from RefSeq and is a predicted model, not a curated record.